UCACUCGGGUGUCGCUUGACUCAAACACUAAAAGUUUAACUCGUUAUCCUUGUGUCUGAGACGUUUACUUUGAAACAGAAACACUUAACAGGAUCCUAAAAUCUUUGAAGAAUAUUCCGGUAAUCUUACUCGACGUUUUUAGAAGAGAGUUCCUAAAAAUAGCGACCUCAACAGUUGAACAUGGUCUAGUAUAAGUCGUGUGUAUACGUACCAGCCUUCCUCCAUGAAUGAACUAGAAAAUUAGUUUUCUGUUGUAAUUCACCUUCCCUUCCUGCCUAAGUUAAUGGUAUAGAAGCAUGUAGUAUUCUAUAAUUUGGUACUCAAGCACUUCAUAAACAAACCACGAACUGAACAAGUGAACUUUGUUCGCCAAAGAUGAACAUAAAGGAAUGCUUUUACGACACCAAUGGAGUCUGACUCGAGAAACUCGUUGAGAAUGUCAGAUGAAGAUGAAGAGGAGCUUAAAAACUAUGAGACAAGUAAAGGAGGCUCUGGAAAGAGAAGGACAACCAGGAAUGAAAGUGAGAAGCGACGCAGGGACAAACUAAAUAUCUACAUUAAUGAACUUGCUUCCAUGGUUCCAACAUGUGCUACUUCACAAAAGAAACUAGACAAAACAACUGUUCUAAAAAUGACAGUGAACUAUAUGAGGAUCCAUAAUGAUCUGACUAGCUCAGUAUUAGGUAAAGAAUAUGGCCUUCACAUGUCCUUUCUUUCAAGUGGUGAAAUUUCUUGUCUGUUGGACGAGUCUCUCAAUGGAUUUAUAUUUGUGCUUUCAAGAAUAGGUGAAAUCGUCUACAUGUCACAAAGCAUCACUCCACUGUUAGGUUAUGAAGUGGAUCAAAUCAUGGGUAGGAAUUUGAUAGACUUUGUUCAUCCAGAGGACAAAUCAAUAGUUUUGUAUGAACUGAGUGGAGACAACAAGGAUUGUAUAAUGCAGUCAGAUGUAAAUGGACUCCACAGAAUCAACAGCAAGCCAACAAGACACAGCUUUGAUGUUCGCAUUGAAUGUGUAUCUGACAAGCACUUCACUGACAACCAAGACCCAUAUGAAAUGGUUCACGUCCUUGGGUAUACAGACAUCUGGGAAACCAAGAAACAAUCACAAGAUACGAUUGUGAGUGGUUGCAACGCUGUUACUCGAAGGGAUCAACAAGGGCAAGCCUUUACUGAGAAAAAUCGCUGUCUAGUAGCAGUAGGAUGUUUGACACGACCAGGCCUCAAAAGGUUCGCAACUGUCAAUGAGAGUCCACCAGUUGAAUUUGAAUCCAGGCACACAAUGGAUGGAAAGUUCUUGUUCGUUGAUCCCAGAUCCAUCACCUUGACUGGUUUCUGGCCUUAUGAGCUGUUGGGAUCCUCUAUGUAUUCUUACAUUCAUCACGAAGACAUGCAGAUGCUCGCCUCUGUUCAUCAGCUAUUGUUAGAAUACGGUGAAUGCAAGACGGAACCUUAUCGGAUGCGAUCCAAGGGUGACCAGUGGUUAUGGAUGAAGAGUCGUAGCUUCAUCUCCUACAACCACUGGAACUCGAAACCCGAAUUUUUUUGCAGCACGAAUGUUGCCGUUUGUAACAAGGAUGGCAUGGAAAGUCUACGAGAGAGGAAAAAGGCCAGUCUGUGUAAUCCACUGCACACAAGCAUUGUCUCCAUCGGAAGCAACAGCAGCUUGUAUCCUUAUCAAAACCAGCAACAGACUAGUUUGAUGGUGCCCGGGUUGGAAGUCCAACARGAAAACGUGCCGGUUAAACGUAACGCAGCUUGCAAAGAGGUAGUGCCGGUAAUGAACGAUUUGUCAAGCAGCAAUGUGCCUCCUGUAAACAGUGCUAACUCAUUGGAUGGUAAGCACAUGUCUACUGUAGGAUCGGCCGAAAGCCAACGCCAGUCGUGUGAGGAUGAAGGAGACACGGAAAGCACCGAGUCAAUGGACUUAACGAUGUCUUUCGAAGAACUUGAAAACUUCAUCGAAGCACAGGGCCAACUACAUGACCAGUUAAUGACGAAACACACCCUACUGGAAGAGACCAUUACCAAGCAAAAACAACAACUACAGUCAGUUCAACAGCAAAUGCUACUAAACUUACAGGCUCAACUUACCAUUAAUCCCGGUGCAAAUCAGGAACUGUUCGAAGAACAAUUUAAAAGGACCAAGAAGGUCAGCGAGAUGCACGAAAGACAAGAAACUACGCAGAAAGAACUCGUACAGACAUUAAAAGAAAGACGAAGAAAAACUGAAAAACGCAACCAAAGACAAUUAAAAUAUUACCUUGAGAAAAGAAUGAAGGUAACGAACGACACUUCGUCUCAACCACAGGCAACCCAAGCCACCACACUAGACAUGAGAACAACUGUAGAAUCAGCUAAUAACAUUGUCAACGUCACCGUAUUAGAAGAAAAACGUUCAAUGAAUUCAGGUGCUUUGGUGCAUGAACAUUAUAAUUCAGCUGAAAUUCAGCGUCAGGGUGAAAAUAUUCGCGAACGAAAUGAAAAGGAAGCGCCAGUUCCGCUCUUAGCGCCGUCUCGAGGAACUGUCCAGUAUCCUAUGGUUUCUCGACAAGAYCCCAAACAGGCUAAUAUAUAUUACGCUUCGGACGGCCGUCAGCCAGUUGCUGACAGUCAGUUGUUUAGUACGGCAUCAGGAAUAGCAUCCUCGUUUAUUCCACAGCAGGAGGCUGCGUUUCGUGAUUUCCAGACUUCGCAGCAACCAGUCUACCCUAGUAUACAAGAACUUGUGCCUCAAAGAAGACAACAAAAUUUUGCCGCAUGUGUGGAGAAAACUAACUUGGCGAAUUCAUUCCCUACUGGUUUCAGUUCUGGAACAAGAGAACGGCCCCCAUCGACUCUAAGUAACAUUCAAAGUUUACUAACUGCUUCUUCGCAGAAUCCAGAGUCAAUGCAAAAGCUUUUGUCUGGCUUGAGUUCUCAACCCGAUGUUGCGCAAACGUUACUUGGUUUACUGAAACAAGCCCAAGCUUCUGGUUCUAGUGAGCAGGACUCAUUGUCAUUCGACCAAAGCUUGCAGAAAACUACGAAUCAUUUCAGUUCGGCUCUUGGAACCGAUGAACAUCGCAACGACAACUCUCAAACAAUGUCAUACCAAUUCGAAGACGUACAAGGCCUGCAGAAACAGCAACAGAGCUCCUUACGGGGAACAAGUACGGUAUAUGCAAGACGAAACGUUGGACAGCACAUUCAAAGUAGGACAAGAAGUUCGACUGCAUCGCAAUUCAGUACUUCUACUUGGUCUGGUUCGUCUGGUGAUCCAUCUGCAGUAGGAUCAUCAUUCCUUCAGCAUACUGGCCAAACGCCGCGAAACCAGGCCAUCGAAAGAAGGGUUAACGACAAACAAAAGGAAAAUAAGAAGGACUACUUCUCUAAUUUCUCAUCACAGGAAUUAGAGGCUAUGUUUUUAACUUCUUCGUCUAAAGCUCCUGACAGAACGACUGCGCAGUCAUCAAAUAGCAUCGAAGAAGCAAAACUACGAGAAGAACAGCUUCUGCAUAGUCCGUUGCUCAUUCAACAGCAGCAACUACUUCAGAUGCACCAGGAUCAACGUAGGCAGCUGUUAGUUCGACAACAAGAACAGUUAUUGAUGGUCAAUCAAAAAGACAACCAAACUCAACAGCAAAUGAAUGUUUCUUUUGCGGAAAACUCUCAACAAGGCUCUCUUCGGUCGUUACUCUCUGAUACAAACCAUCCAAGCACAUCUACGAGAGAGCAAGACCAGCAUGCAUCGGCAAGCAAUACUUCAGUAGCUCAACCGUCGGGUUCAUGGGAUUCCCUUUCUUCCAAUAACUUUGAACUAAACGAAGCAGAUGAACAAGUUCUCAACAUGCUCCUUGCUGAAUCGUCAAUGGACACUCUUCUUGAUCCAUCCCCGUGGCCUGAAACAGACAAUUUGCUAGAUUACUUGAACAUGAAUCCUGAUCUGACCUCUGAUUAAUCGGCAAAAAAAGAGGUUUGUUAGAUUAUUAGAUUGAUCAAAAUCAGAUCAGUUAUGUAUUUAAAAACGUCAUUUUCUUUAGCAAUAUUGCAACGUCAUUCUUUCAAGAAGAUGAAUGCUAUCGUAGGAAUUAUAUUACGUAGCGAUCAGUUUUGAACAACGAAAAGCAAGUUAACAGUAAAGAUUGCGUCGUUGAAUAGCAUAUAAACUGUUUUACAUGUAAAUACCUCCCUUGUAUCAUAAUUAUGAAUGGUUAUCAGCGACAAAAAAAGUAAAGCGGUUUGUAAUUCCACUACGUUUAAUAUGUAAUGUUUAGAAAAGCCAGACAUAAAUCAUUCAAUAAAGGAAAGUUUGAAAACAUUG
This is a messenger RNA of Actinia tenebrosa (Australian red waratah sea anemone), 4300 nucleotides long. RefSeq lists its product as uncharacterized. NCBI's taxonomy places the organism in Eukaryota, Metazoa, Cnidaria, Anthozoa, Actiniaria, Actiniidae. Gene Ontology annotation, cellular component: cytoplasm; nucleus; transcription regulator complex. Gene Ontology annotation, biological process: regulation of DNA-templated transcription. The record is from RefSeq and is a predicted model, not a curated record. Gene Ontology annotation, molecular function: protein dimerization activity; DNA-binding transcription factor activity.